Molecule: messenger RNA, 1158 nt
Organism: Ipomoea nil (Japanese morning glory)
Lineage: Eukaryota; Viridiplantae; Streptophyta; Magnoliopsida; Solanales; Convolvulaceae
Exons: 2
Coding region: 227-952 (241 amino acids)
Source: RefSeq, a predicted model, not a curated record
ACCAUUAACCCUAAUCACACAACCCAAAAUAAAGUUUAAAUUAAAGUUGCACUUGCACCACAAACAAGGCUUCUAAAAAUUCCUCUUUAAUCUAAUGACAAAUCCCCAUACUUAAUUUAUCCCAUGCAUCAAUCUGCAAAACAAAAGAGCCAAGAAUCACCUUUAUAUAUAUUUCCCACCUGAACUCAAUCUUCUUGUCAAUUCUGAUCUCUACCUGCAAAUAAACAUGAAAUACAAUGAAAUAUCUCACUUUAGCCACCCUCAACACAAGCUGGGAUUUGAGUACUCGGAGUUGCCGUUCAAGUGCGACGGGUGCAAGGAGGCCGGAAUUGGAUCCCGGUACAAGUGCGCCACCUGCGACUACGAUCUCCACAUGCAUUGCGCCAUCCCCACGCCGUCGAUCGCUCACCCUUUUUACACCAAAUGCUCCUUCCAGUUCCUUGCCCGCCCGCCGGGAAGCGUUCCCAGAUACUGCAACGCCUGCGAGAAGGACAUAACGGGCUUCCUUUACCAUUGCAAACUCUGCGGGUUCGACCUUCACCCCUGCUGCGCCAAGCUCCCCAUGCUGCUCGACGACGGAGAAGUCAAGCUUUACUUGUACCGGAAGGUGAGUUCGUCGUGCCACCGGUGCGGGAGGAAGGGUCGGAGCUGGAGCUACCGGUCGACGUGCAAGAAGUACAAUCUGCACGUUGCAUGUGUGAAGGAGAUGCUGGUGGAAAGUUGGCAUGAGAUUUACUUUGGCAGAUCAUCAAAUAGAAAAUUGGAGACAAGAAUUCCUAGCUUGAAGGGAACCUUGCAGACUUAUCAUAAUCAUAGCAGGAAGAGCAAAGGGAAGAAGAUGCAAAAAUGCUGUGAGAUGGCUGCUCUCGCGCUCCAGUUUGUUAUCUCUGCUCUUCUCGGGGAUCCCACUUCUCUUAUUGCUGGGGUGGUGGCCUCACUCAUGUCUAAAUAAUAUAAAUAAAUAAUACUCUCUCUCUCUCUCUCUCUCUCUCUUUCUCUCAUAUAUAUAUAUAUAUAUACAAGCUAGCUAAGUGCUACAGAUAGAUUCUGAUUCGCCGCCCGCCCGCCCACCGUCUUCGGUUAUGUAUGUCGUCGGUGAUUCUUUCUCAAUCUUGUAUUGUAUUAUUGCACUGUUUAUGUAUGUUAUGCUUUAAUCAA